This is a messenger RNA of Pseudomassariella vexata, 861 nucleotides long. RefSeq names its product yippee zinc-binding/DNA-binding /Mis18, centromere assembly-domain-containing protein. The record is from RefSeq and is a predicted model, not a curated record. Lineage: Eukaryota; Fungi; Ascomycota; Sordariomycetes; Amphisphaeriales; Pseudomassariaceae. The coding region runs from base 1 to 861 and encodes 286 amino acids. The transcript has a single exon.
AUGUUGGGCCUUGACAGCGGGUCGCAGGGCUCAACCCCAGCCCCAGCUCCGACGCUGCGAUUCCCCGUCUACCUCCUUCCCAGCCUGAACAUCCCUUUCCGCCGGCGGCAAAGCUCGACAUUAAGUACGAAUGGUGCGAGUCCACCGAAAGAGAGCUCUAUCCCUUCUCUCAGCAGUUCGCCGACUGACUCCGUACUAUCAAGUUCGCUGGGAAACCCGGAGACGCCUUCAAUAAUUCCUUCUAGGUUCUCCUUCUCGAGGAACAGCCGUCGCGCAUCAGUCGAGCCACUUGAUUUGCCAAGAAUAUCGCGAAGCCAGCCCGACAUUCUCAGAUGCUCGACCUGCUCGACCGAUCUAGCCUUUUCAUCGCAAAUCGUGAGCAAGGGAUUCACUGGGCGGCACGGACGAGCCUAUCUGGUUUCGCCGCCGGAGCAGCUCACCACAGGCCGGAAGGCAGCGGAUCUGAUCAAUAUCAGGGUCGGCAAGCCCGAGACCCGCGCCCUGGUGACAGGAUCACAUAUAGUCGCCGACAUCUCAUGUGCGAUCUGCCAUGCCAAGAUAGGCUGGAAAUAUGUCGAUGCCAAGCCAGAUUUGCAGAAAUACAAGGUUGGCAAGUUCAUCCUCGAAACGCAACGAGUUAUGGACUACAAAAGCUGGGAAGAUGUUGAAAUCUCCGAUAGUCAUGAUCUGAGCAUGGAGCCGCGAGAUCUGGCUGCCAUGGAGGGUGACGAGCCGAUCCUCUUUGAUUCAGAUGACGAGGACGAGUGCGAAGAUGUAUUCAGCGGGACAUGGGAUCCCGAACUUGCUGCUAAAAGACGUAGCCGUAAGGUCAACACGCGAGCGAAGCAGACUGCAGCUUGA